CCCGGAGCACAGCAAAACAGGUUAAAGGAAGGGGAGAGGAGAGACUUGGCUAGCAAAGGUCUUGUUCUGCAGGUGACACCUCACAGCUGGUGCUCUGCGGAGCCUGUGGUAAGCAAGUCCUUCAGACCCUUAAAGGGGUCCCGCCUCUCAGUUUGUCUUUCCUAGAUCCAGACAUGGAGACUGCAGAGAAAGGCUGUGUGCAUCUGCUGUCUAUUCCACCGUCUCCUCUGCAGAGGCGGAUUUUCCUGACUGAAGACCACGUUGCAGGCCCACAGCUGCCUACAAGCCCUCUGGGCAACCAUCCCAAAAUAUGGCUAAGAAGCCUAUUCUGAGAGAUAAAGUCUCACCAUGUUGCCCAGGCUGGUCUUGAACUCCCGGACUCAUCCUAAAGUGCUGGCCUCUCAUUCCCUGUCUGUGCACACCUCACGGCAAGGGCCAGCCCGUUUCCUCCUGGUCACCUCCAAAUCUUGCUGCUUUUAAUUCAACUCAGAGAAGGGAAUCAGCCACCUUGUGUUCACCACCUCUGGGGAAGGUGUGAGAGGGGAGAAGGAAGUGGCUGUUUGGCUGCUGACAACAUGAAGACUUCCUGCGAUGAGAACAGAGGCACAGGUGCCGGCCCUGCAGUCCCCAGAACCCGGACUGGAGGGGGCCAUGGGGCGCCGGACCCUGGCCCUGCCCUGGGUGCUGCUGACCCUGUGUGUCACUGCGGGGACCCCGGAGGUGUGGGUGCAAGUUCAGAUGGAGGCCACUGAGCUCUCGUCCUUCACUGUCCAUUGUGGGUUCCUGGGGCCUGGCUCCAUCUCCCUGGUGACUGUGAGCUGGGGAGGCCCCGAUGGUGCUGGGGGGACCAAGCUGGCUGUGUUGCACCCAGAACUUGGCACCCGGCAAUGGGCCCCUGCUCGCCAGGCCCGCUGGGAAACCCAGAGCAGCAUCUUUCUCGCCCUGGAAGACUCUGGGGCCAGCAGCCCCUUCGCCAACACCACCUUCUGCUGCAAGUUUGCUUCCUUCCCUGAAGGCUCCUGGGAGUCCUGUGGGAGCCUCCCGCCCAGCUCAGACCCAGGGCUCUCUGCCCCGCCAACUCCUGUCCCCAUUCUGCGGGCAGAUCUGGCCGGGAUCUUGGGGCUCUCAGGAGUCCUCCUCUUUGGCUGUGGAUACCUCCUUCACCUGCUGCGCCGACAGAAGCACCGCCCUACCCCUAGGCUACAGCCAUCCCACACCAACUCCCAGGCACUGACAGCACAAGCAUGGGCGCCCAGCCAGGCCUCCCAGGCUGCUCUCCACGACCCUUAUGCCACUAUCAACACCAGCUUCUGCCCAGCUACUUUGGACACGGCUCACCCCAACGGGUGGGCAUCACUCCCCACCCACGCCGCACACCAGCCCCAGGGCCCUGCCGCCUCGGCCUCCACACCCAUCCUUGCACAUGGCAGCUUUGUCUCUGUUGAGAACGGACUCUACACUCAGGCAGGGGAGAGGCCUCCCCACACCAGUCCCGGCCUCACUCUUUUCCCUGACUGUCGGGGUCCCAGGGCUGUGGAAGGACGCUUCGGAGUUCGAUGAGAGAGACCAUGAGGCCACUGGACUUUCCCCUUCCCUGGCCUCCUGGGCGCCACCCCCUUACUUUAUUCUUGGGCCUCCAAUAAGUGUACCACGGGUACUUGGCCAGGCCCACCUGCUGCGGAUGUGGUCUGUGUGUGUGCAUGCAUGGGGGUGUGUGGGCACAGGUGUGAGUGUGUGCGUGACAGAACCCCAUUCCAGUCGUUUCCUGCCGUGACGAAGUCAGCAACACAGUUUCUCUGA
Molecule: messenger RNA, 1800 nt
Organism: Cercocebus atys (sooty mangabey)
Lineage: Eukaryota; Metazoa; Chordata; Mammalia; Primates; Cercopithecidae
Gene: PVRIG
Product: poliovirus receptor related immunoglobulin domain containing
Exons: 7
Coding region: 592-1560 (322 amino acids)
Biological process (GO): negative regulation of T cell receptor signaling pathway
Cellular component (GO): plasma membrane
Molecular function (GO): signaling receptor activity
Source: RefSeq, a predicted model, not a curated record